GCAUAAAAACCAAUGAACUGAUGCCAGAUAUCCAUCGAGUAUUCAUCCACGACGUGGCAGAGGUUGAGAGGCAAUGAUCUUAUACCUUUCCGAUACAAUUCCGCACGUGAUUACCACCCAGUGAAAAUUAUUGCAUCGGCACAACGAGGUUAAGCAAAAAAUUCCGGGAUUUCCAGGCGGACUUGAAAUCUAAAUUGAGACGGUUUAAUAACUUAUUUGUACAUUGCAAGUUUAGAUCCGCGUAGCGUAGCCUUGCAGUUGCGUACAAUUUCCUCUCGCUUUCUUUUAUCGCUCGUAUAUUCCCGUCGCCUCUUUGAGGGAAGCAUCUCCUUCGUCGGCUCGAAACUACUACGCUUUUGUAGUCCUUAACCCUAAAAAGUUUUCAAUUUCCCCUUUUCCAUAAACCACCUCGUUGGAAUCUAUGGCCACUAAACCACUCAGUCGUGAGGAAAUUGCUAAUACAGAAAAGAAACUUGAUAUGCCUUUAGAUGACAUCAUCAAAAUGUCUAAAAAUACAACUAAGGUUAAGAAGCAGCAAAGGCCUCCGAAUAAAAGUCAGAUAGUUUUUAACAAUGCUGCACAACAGAAAUCUGUGAAGGUGCAGCGCUAUAUGAAUUCACGACCAUUUGUUCGACAGGGGGCUUUAGCUCAAAGAAGGUCAAAUUUCCAAGGGAACCAAUUUCCUGUAACAACUGAGUUUGCAAGGAAGGCUGCAGUUGCUUCUUUUCGCAGUAGGCCUUUUGUUCGUAAUGGGUUGGCAAAUUCAGACAAAGCAAGGACAGGAGCUUUUACGGUUCAGAGGAGGGCAGCAAAUGGAGGCUUGGCUGCGAAGUCACCACAGCGGCAGCAGCUGCAACAACAACAAGGGGAUGCAGGGGCUAAGCCAAGGCCUCAAACACUGGAUUCACGGUUUGCCAACAUGAAAGAGGAGAGGAUGAGGAUCUUGACACGGAAGAACAAUGCUGUGCAGCGCAAUGUCAAUGGUGUUCGGCCAAGGGUGCCAUGGGCAAGAGGCCGUUUUGGCAACUAAAGGAUGGUUUUUACUAGGUGUCAACUGUAGCAGAACCUCUUGGUGCUAAUGCAAAGGUGUUGAAGCGGUCUUCUCAGUCUUCCUGCAUGCACAGUUGAGGGAAGUAGGGGUGGCGAGGUUGUCCAAAUGUGAACCUUGUUUAUCCGUUAUUAAAUUUACACAGUUUUGCGUGGUUAUAUUAAACCUCAACUUUGAUCUUCGUUCUUCAUUAGCGGCAUUGUAUAUCAUUACGGUAUGUUAGAUUUUCAUCCUCUUCUAAAUUGAUUGUCGUUCUUGUUUGGGUUUUU
Hevea brasiliensis (rubber tree) is the source of this 1317-nucleotide messenger RNA. RefSeq lists its product as uncharacterized. The transcript has 7 exons. NCBI's taxonomy places the organism in Eukaryota, Viridiplantae, Streptophyta, Magnoliopsida, Malpighiales, Euphorbiaceae. The coding region runs from base 422 to 1030 and encodes 202 amino acids. The record is from RefSeq and is a predicted model, not a curated record.